Messenger RNA from Volvox carteri f. nagariensis, 747 nucleotides. RefSeq lists its product as uncharacterized. The transcript is spliced from 4 exons. The record is from RefSeq and is a predicted model, not a curated record. The annotation marks the transcript as partial. NCBI's taxonomy places the organism in Eukaryota, Viridiplantae, Chlorophyta, Chlorophyceae, Chlamydomonadales, Volvocaceae.
GAGAGCCUCAGGGCGGAUCUGCUGGAGAUGCUGUACGGCACUGCUCGCGGCGUCACCGCUACCGCAGCGCAGCGAACGGCAAUUGACGAGCUUGUGGCGGCGCUGGAGGCUCGCAAUCCCAACACCUCCCCCACUGACGCCGUCACUGCUCUGGGUGGUCGUUGGAAGUUGGUUUACACGUCCAACGUGGCCACGUUGUUGCUUCUGGGGGCUCUGGACGGCAUGCCGCUGGUGGAUGUGGGGGAUGUGGUGCAGAUCAUCGACCCAGAGGGACUCACAGCCACGAACAAGGCAAGGGAAAGGGGGAAGAAGAAGGAAAGGAUCGACUUGGCCGUUCCCGUGCUUCUGUCCCUCCGUGCCGAGUCGGGUUUGGAGGUCCGCUCCCCCCGGCAGUUCAAGGUGCGUCUGACCCGUGUGGGUUUGGACACGUACGUCGCCACCCCGCAGCUGCUGGCGGCGCUGGAGGUGCCCCCCUCCGUCACGUUGCUGGGGGCCACCCUGGACCUAACCCCGCUCAGGAAGCUGCUGGAACCCAUCAACAGCGGCCUGGAGAGCAUUGUGAGCCGUGCCGUAGCUCCGGAAAUCAGUAUGGACUCCGUUCCCGUUCCUCCGGGCCUGACCCGCGGGUCGGUGUCCGAGGCCGCCAGCUUGUGGAUGCUGACCACCUACCUGGACGACACGCUGCGUAUCAGCCGAGAUGAUGAAGGACGAGUCUUCGUAAUGCUCAAGGUGGGAAGAGGGUCUCUG